AUGCAAAAGAGCCGACUUCGUGAGCAUUACGAACGCACGUUGGCCGCAGAUAUGAUGUACAUGAUGUAUGAACCUGAGAGUGGAUCUACGUCGUCGAAAGAUUCACCGGCUCUUGGCGACGGCGCCCGCGAGACGGAUCGUGUGCGUCGAUGGUCGAAUGAGUCGCCAUAUCACGUAGGUCGGUCGGCUCGCGCUCAGCUGGGAAAUCGGCCGCUGAUUCCUCUGCAUAAGCCAUUGUACAUGUCAAGGCAUAUUGAACAUGAUAUCCCACGCCUUGAACGGAUUGUUUUCACAGCUUUCUGUCGAGAAGCCAUUACAAACAAGCAGGCACUGCUCCCGCUUCUUGGUCAAAUGCGCGCGAUCACAGGCUUGCCGAUUCUGGGUUCCCUCGCUGAUCCCUCAGCGGGUGACUCGCCUGAAUCAGCAGGUCCAUCUGCGCGCAAUGGCUACGUACAGGUGCUUCGUGCGAGGCAGGGCGCUGCGUCGUUCAAGCUUCGUGUGGGCAUGCCCGUUGGUGUGAAGGCUGUGAUGUAUGGUGAUGCUGCGUAUGAAUUUAUUGAGUCGCUUACGACAUUUGUACUGCCGCGCCUGCGUGGAUUUGCCGGUCUAUCGUUGCCACCAUCGACGCAACCUCUUCUUAGUCCUGCUGCGGUGAGCGGUGUUGUAAGCUUUGGCAUGGGUCCUGAGGCUAUGCCGCUUUUCCCGCAAGUGGAAAUCAACAUGGACCAAUACCCGGGCCGUCGCUAUGGCUUCCAAGUUGACUGUGUGACGAAUCAGCGUGGUCGCCGCGCUACGGAGCGUGCACGCACGCUUCUAAGUGGUUUGGGACUACCAUUCGUCCGCCGCGGCACUGUGGCUCUGUAG
This is a messenger RNA of Malassezia globosa CBS 7966, 864 nucleotides long. RefSeq lists its product as uncharacterized. The transcript has a single exon. Gene Ontology annotation, biological process: translation. The coding region runs from base 1 to 864 and encodes 287 amino acids. Gene Ontology annotation, cellular component: ribosome; cytosolic large ribosomal subunit. The record is from RefSeq and is a predicted model, not a curated record. Lineage: Eukaryota; Fungi; Basidiomycota; Malasseziomycetes; Malasseziales; Malasseziaceae. Gene Ontology annotation, molecular function: structural constituent of ribosome; RNA binding.